Molecule: messenger RNA, 1164 nt
Organism: Trichomonas vaginalis G3
Lineage: Eukaryota; Parabasalia; Trichomonadida; Trichomonadidae
Product: phosphoprotein phosphatase protein
Exons: 1
Coding region: 1-1164 (387 amino acids)
Cellular component (GO): nucleus; cytoplasm
Molecular function (GO): protein serine/threonine phosphatase activity
Source: RefSeq, a predicted model, not a curated record
AUGAUGUCUUUUGCUACAAUUAUUGGGAAAUCAGCAAUUUGCCUUCAUGGUGGUUUGAGUCCACGCUUCCAACUAUUAGGAGAUAUUGAUAAAAUACGGAAACCUCUCAUCAAUACUAACUAUUUUCCAUCAGUUAGUGAUGUUGUUUGGUCGGACCCUUCUGACCCACUUUCAUGUUAUGAUAUGAAUGGAAGAGGAACAGGAUACUUCUUUGGAGAAUUAGCAACCAAGGAGUUUCUGCUUAAAAAUAACCUGAAAGUUCUUAUCCGAGCUCAUCAGUUUAAUUCCAAUGGAAUUAAGUCAUUUCAUAACGAACUAGGCUUAACUGUAUUUUCAGCAACAGAUUAUCAAUGCUACUCCAACAGAUCAGGUACAAUCAGAUUUCAAGAAAAUGGAGAUUGUUAUUGCUAUAGCUUUGGUCCAGAAAAUGAUCAUUAUCUUCCAAUACCGAUUAUCCUACAGUUAAAUGAUACAAUUGGUUUCAGAUUUGCUGAUAAUAAUAAGAAACAUAUUAGAAUGCUCAGAGGAAAAGAGAAAUUCAUCUUUCAUGAAGUAAAGGACGUAAAAAGCAAUAUUAGAUUAUCUCAAUCUCCAAAAUCACCAAAAACUUUUGAUGGUGAAUUUAAUUUAUCAUUUACUGUUCCAGAGCCUAAACAACACCAUCAUCCCAGGAAUUCCCAUCAUACUAUUGAUCCAGAAGUUGUUUCUCCACGUAAUUAUAGAGAAAAAUUUAUAGAAUCUAAAAAAGAUAAAAAGGAAACAACUCCAAGCAACAGAACAUAUCGAACAAUGGACAAAUUCAUUGUUCACACACCUGUUAUCAAACUUCCUAAGGUUCCUAAAGAAAUUAAAGAAGAUAUGACAGAACCUCUUCCACAGAAAGAAGAAAAGACAAAAACAAUUCCAAAGUCAUCCAAAACGAGUAAGAAAACAAAGAAGAAAUCAUCAAAAAAGAAAUCAACUAAAAAAUCAAAGAAAAUAAUGCCAAAAGAAGAAAAUAUUUCCAACGCUCAAACACUUGAUGAAAGAAUUUCAUUCCCCAGAAGGAAAUCUCCAAAGCAACCUAAAAUUUCUAUUAAUAUUCCUUCAAUGCCGCCUCUUCCGGAUUCUCCAAUCCAGAACUAUAGGCCAAGUUCUGCAAGAAGGCCAAUAGCUGCUAAUUAG